AUGAAGAAGUACAUGUUAGCUGAUCUGAAGCUAGAGAUUCAACCUCGCGAGUCGAAAGUUUACAUCCCCUCCUGGCAUCAACACCCUGAUCUCUCGCAGCUGAAGAAGAGCCUUAAGCGCCGUCUCAAGACUCAACUUCUUCACUUCGAGGUCGUCACUGGCGGGAUUACACUUGGCGGCCUGCCUAUCGGCACGGAUGGAUUUCAUGCUAGUGAGCUCCGAGCGAAGGUUUCUAACCUCAACGAAGAGCUCUCGAAGCUCGGGCUCGUCCAGCAUGGCUUCAUGUUCAAGACGCGGCUCCAUCUCCAGAAGCUUGACCUCUCUGUCCACCUGGCGCUUGAGAAAUACCACCGCUGGCCUUCCUCGCAGUACCUCGCCGCGCAUCCCGACCUGCUAGAGUUUGCGAGGUUCAAGCGGGAGCUUCCGCAUAGUCGGGGAGGGGACGAGUUCACGCCCUCUGAGGGUCUACACCCCGCUGUUUACUAUACGGCUAUCGCUCGCUUCCUCGCUUGGUACUCUGACCAGCCCAUGUCCCGGACGCUGACCUCUCCUCAUAGCCUGGACGCUGCUUGUCUGCGCGGCUUCGCGCUUGGGCUGGCGCUGCCGCGUCUGGGUGCCAGCAGUGCUGGUUAA
This is a messenger RNA of Guillardia theta CCMP2712, 633 nucleotides long. RefSeq lists its product as hypothetical. The record is from RefSeq and is a predicted model, not a curated record. The transcript has 2 exons. NCBI's taxonomy places the organism in Eukaryota, Cryptophyceae, Pyrenomonadales, Geminigeraceae. Bases 1 to 633 code for a protein of 210 amino acids.